UAAGGCUUUACUGGUAGGCUCGUUAGCAGAAAACAGUAGUGAUGGUACCUUGAGAGCUUCUGACUUUGUAAAAACCUCUGAGUUUCAUUACCAUGCAACAAAUUUUGCCCCUGAUGUAUCUUCAGAAAAUCUACAAAAGCAUCUAAAGAAAUUUGCUCCAAAUGUAAGGGUUCAAAAACUGAACUCACGAAAUCCCCAAAAAUACUCUUCAUUUAAGAUAUCUCUGCCAUCUCUUGAAUCUGAGGCUAUCAUGGAUAGUAAAAUUUGGCCAUAUAAAGUUUUUCUUAAUCGGUUUUUUCCAUCUAGGAAAUUUAAGCCACAAACAGAUUAGCGUUCCUUUAAAUGAUUUGCAUAUUUCGCAUUUGUCUGAAGUUAAUAGGUGUUCCGUACUUCACAUCAACGUUCAAAGCCUAGCUAAUAAAACAGAUGAACUACAACUAUAUUUAAAUAAACAAAAAAUUGACAUUUUAUGUAUCUCAGAACACUGGCUCCCAUAUCCCCAUUUAGGCCUCAUAAAAAUUAAUGGAUAUAACCUAGUUUCAUCCUUCUGUCGCGAAGAAGGAAAACAUGGUGGGGUCGCGAUCUACUCAACUACAAAUGUUAAUGUAACAAAUGUUGAUUGCUCGAAGUUUUCUGUAUCCGUCCACGCGGAAUUUUGCGGAGUUGAAAUUGCCAAUGAAAGCAGUGUUUUAAUCACGACAUACAGGUCAUCUAGUAAUGGCGACGUGAACAUUUUUAAAGACAAAUUACAUAGAUUGUUAUUUGAUAUGUCUAAAAAAUAUAAAUUUAUAAGUGUGCUGGGCGAUCUCAAUUGUGACCUUGAUGGAAAUACGGAACACGCUAAAGAUAUUCGUAAUUUUGCAGCAAUGUAUGGUUUACGACAUUUUAUUCACGUUCCCACACGCAUCACACCUACAUCCAGAUCAAAGCUUGACAACAUAUUAAGUAAUAUACACCCUUACGAAAUUUCAACUGGAACUGUAGAUUUGGAUAUAGCUGAUCACUGUGGUAUUUAUAUGACUAUUAAUAAUAAAAAAACUAAUAAUAGUAUCAAACAUACAAGGCGUAAUAUAAAUUCGAGAACUUUAGAAAAUUUUGCGAAAUCUAUUUUAGAUAUAAAUUGGAGUGAUCUGAAACUUGAGCUCUUACAAGCUAAUGAGAUGUGCAAAAAAAUAUUGGAAAUUUUUAAAGACAACACCGACAGCUGCUUUCCCACUAAAUACUGCCAGAUCCGAAAUAAAGGG
Psylliodes chrysocephalus is the source of this 1244-nucleotide messenger RNA. NCBI's taxonomy places the organism in Eukaryota, Metazoa, Arthropoda, Insecta, Coleoptera, Chrysomelidae. The record is from the annotation of a GenBank genome assembly.